AAAGAGAACAGGAGAGAAAGCCGACGGAAUGCUGUGAUGUCACAAGUUGAGUCAGAUACAAAGGCACGAGGACACAUCUGCACUCCUACUCUCUGGGAGAUCACGCUACAGGCUCCAGGGCUUCUGCCAAACAUCUGCACUCCCCUGCAUGCAGCUGAUGCGUGCAGUGUGACAGGCGGACAGGACCGCGGCAUGAACAGGGCCACACCGGGACGGUAGAGGGAGCAGAGCGCUUGGCCGGGUCGCCGUCCCGCUGCGACACGAAGCCGCCUUACAGCUGACGGACUGACUGACUAGCACCUGGGGCUGAGCGGAGCUUCCCCCCGACGGCUGCCAAAAUGCUGCAUCAGAUCCUGAAGGACAUGUACAUCGAUCCAGAUGUCCUGGAGGCCCUGAACGAGGAGCAGAAGAAAAUCCUGUUCCUGAAGAUGAGGCAGGAACAAGUCCGACGGUGGAAGGAGAGGGAAGAAAAGCUGGAAAGCGAAGGCGCUGGGGAUCAGAUGCCAAAAUCGAAGAAAGGUCCCAGUAAGAAUGUCUCCUGGCUCCUGGGCCGGGAUGGAGAUGUGCACGUCAAUGUGAUCGAAGACACGGACGAGCCGAUGUCCUCCACCGUCAUCCUAUCUCAGCUCAGGGAGCGCAAAGGGCACCAAACAGAUCUCAGGUACAAUCUGGAAAACAGAAGCCCUUCAGUGCCAGCCCAGACUGGGACAGAAAACGUUUCACCCAAACCAAACAUACGGCUGGAUUUCAAGGGCGUUCCUCCCUCCCCAGGGCCACGCAUAGUUGCACCCUCACAGGUAAAAACUGAAGACUCCGCGCCGGAGCCUAACUUGCUCCCUCUGCAGGAGCAACCUGGUACCGCAGAUGAUGAAGCCGUGGAGGACGAGGGGUCCGACAGCAGCGGCACGGAAGACUCGAGCGAUGUGAUUCUCCUCUACCGACCUCACCUCACACCUGCCCACCCCAUGUCAAUCUCCGACCGGCUCCUGGCUCGAAACUCCCAGGGUCAGGUGGAUGACGUCUGCACAUCAGAGACGAACGGGCCCCGCCCACAGGCCUCCCAGAAGAUGGAGCAAGGCAAGGUCCCCCAGACGCCAGCCGCACCCCAGCAGGCUGAAGCCAGCCGCACGGGGGCCGAGGCUGCGGGGGCCGAGGCUGCGGGGGGCACCGUCGCAGGCCGGGGCCGUGUGGCGCAGCUCAAGAAGACCUUCAGCCUGGCUAACAGUCCCGGGACCCCGAGCCGUACCAAACCCCCUGUGCCAAAUAAGCCCCCCCACCUGCUCGCCUCCCCCUCGCUCAGGUAAUCCCUGGGCUACGGACACCCCUCUAUGGACACUGCCCCCCCCCAUGGACUGCAGGCCAUCUCUGGAAAAAAAAAAAAACUACAUGCAUAGACACAGUGUUGGGUCUUUUUAUUAAAUUUUCCAUCCAUCCAUCCACCACUUUCAGCCACUUAUCCUGGUUGUGGUCACGGGAUUAUUAAGUUAUUAAGUGUUUCAAUUUCAUUUUGGUGUCGCUUUUGGAAUAAUGUGCUAAAUAAUGUUUCCUUUUGUUUACAUUUUUAUGGUAUUUGUAGUAUUGCUGUCAAAGGGAAAAAAAAAGCCAAAGAAAUGUUUCAUACACUGA
Molecule: messenger RNA, 1626 nt
Organism: Paramormyrops kingsleyae
Lineage: Eukaryota; Metazoa; Chordata; Actinopteri; Osteoglossiformes; Mormyridae
Cellular component (GO): cytoplasm
Source: RefSeq, a predicted model, not a curated record